This is a messenger RNA of Haemonchus placei, 468 nucleotides long. Lineage: Eukaryota; Metazoa; Nematoda; Chromadorea; Rhabditida; Trichostrongylidae. The record is from the annotation of a GenBank genome assembly.
AUGAGUGCUGAGUCACUCAAUCCGCAACUGAUUGACGAGAAAAUUCGACGAAUUAGAGAAUCCGUGAAGAACUGGGAAGACAAAUACGUGAAGCGAUUGUCCGAGCUAGAGUCAGCCAUGCUAAAAUUCGCAGAGCGCUGUCAAAUCGACAAAUCGGAACUGAAUGACCAGAUCAGUCGCGUGGAAGAAAUGUCCGAUACAAAUGUGGCCAUAAGACAGCGAAUUGAGAAGAAGCUUAUCGUGCACGGUCCUACAUUGAAUUCUGAGAGCAAUCAGAGAGUGCUUACAUUGACUCUGAAUCUUGUUCGUGGAAUUCUCUAUUACACAGCCCAAAUACGUGACGCAUUGUGGUAUCCACGAACACCUACCAAGCCAAAAGCUGGCCUUGCAGCGACUUCUGCAUCUGAAGAAGCACUCGCAGAUGAUGGCGAGCAAAAUGAUGAUGUCAAGUAUAAAGUUUCUAGUUGA